ACUGCUCUGGAUAGCUCCAAUCGCAGAAAUUGUAUCUUGGAUUACUUCUAACUUUGGAAUAUAUCUAAUAGGAUUGAUCAGUUACACUUGGACGAUUCUCUGGUCACUUUUUCUGUUAAAGCAGUUUUGUGACGAAUUUCGUAGAAUUCCUUUGGAGUGGUUUUAGGACUUUUCAAGGCGACGUAUAUUUCUGGACACAUUUUUGGAUCUAAAAACAUAUGGACAUCUGAGGUAGGUUUGAGGCAUUUUGAAGAGACGUAAAACUUCAACAUUUAAAAGUUUUCCCCAUUGGAUCGCCAUUUUUUGGAUUAUUCGCUAAAGAAACAGAAGCUUAUAAAUCAAAUGUCGAACGAGCCUCAACCGAAGUACAUAUAAGUCUAAACAUCAACCUCGACUGUCGUCAAACCUGGGACAUGGUGUUUUCCCGCCAUCAACUCGUCCGAGAUGAUCAGUUUUUCACCUGAUGCGGGGGAGAAGUAAUGUUUGUGGAGUUUACUGCGGCCCACUCCCCUUUGAGAGAAAUGGCCAGCGCUAAAGGAGUAGAUGGGCCAUACUGGGCCUACUCCCAUGAGUCCCCUGGUCGGAGUGAUCAUGAUAAGACAGAUGACUCUGGUGAUUUCAAAGUAACGACUGCAACUACCACUGCUGAUACAGAUACGAUGCGUCUAGAACCAAGUGCUAACGGCUCAAGAGAAUCGUUCACAAAACAUAUGGAGACCUUGUGGUUUACAGCUGGUGACUGUGAUGUUACACUUGUGACGAACACAACUACAGUCAAAGUGCAUAAGGCGGUAUUGUCGAAGAACAGUGAAUACUUCGAAACAAUGUUUUCAACGACGUGUUUAGAAACUUCACACAAUGUCGUCUCCUUCGAAGACGACCCUUAUGUCACGUCCACUGCCUUGGAUGCUAUUUUAGACCGUAUGUAUGAACGGCCUUUACAACUAUUAAAGAGUAACGUGGGUGAUAUUUAUGAGGCAGCACAGCAUUUCGUGAUGCCAGGGGUCAUUGAAGAAUGUGAACAAUACAUUGAUAGGUUCCCCAUCAGAAAAGACAAUUGCGCUUGGCUGUAUGAAACUGCUCAGAAGUUUGGUCGUUUAAUGGUAAUUAGACGAAUUGAGGUAUAUUUUCGUAACAUCGUGGUUGACUUGAACGAUGUAGACGUGUUGAUUCUGCUUGAUUUGGCAGUGGCAAUUUCAAACUCGGAUGGUGUGAUUACAAAAUUCCUUGCCUCUAUCGCUCGGGAACUGCCAAACCUUACAUCCUCUCAGAAACUACUUCAAGCAAUGACCGCAGAGAUGCUAUUGGACAUGCUGGAGGCUGAUAGGCACGGAAUGUUCACAGAUAUUACCUUGAUUGAAUUCAUCGUAAAGUGGGUAGAUACGAAUCCCAAGGAUAGAUUGCCGGCGCUCUCGGGACUGAUCACAAAGAUAAACUUUCUGUGCUUCGACAUGGACAGCCUGAAUGAAAUUACCACCAUGCCAUUCAUAAAGGAGGACAAAAUAGCAAAGAUGGAAAUUGGGAGGGCUGUGAUACGUCUAACUGCUAUCGGGCAAAAUAGCAUUGAUGACACAUAUUUUGUCGCAAUGCAUGACGAGGACAUGAAAUUCUAUUGCACCACUAAACAGUCCAUUGUAACAAUACCAGAUAUUUUUGUACUACCAAGUCGAAAGCAAAGAAAAGAUGAGGUCUAUUUGAACUGUUUAUCCUUAGUAUCUGUAGGUGCCGUUUUGUUCAUCUUGGGACGACCAGAUAGAAAUGGCGAAUCUCCAUGUUACAGCUACAAUCCUAGCCGUAAUAUCUGGAGGGAAUUGGCGUCUUUGCGAGGUUCACGAGAGAACUAUAAGAUGGUCUGCCAGGAUGGUGAGGUCUAUGCCCUCGGUGGGAAGGAGAACGGUGAAACGACAGAUCGUGUGGAUAUCUACAACUUCGGUGAAGACGAGUGGAAGGAAGGACCUGCACUUCCCUGUCCCAUUUCGUCCCCAGAGGCUGCUGUCUUACACGGUAGCAUUUAUGUGCGUUGCCCAGGCGAUCAUGACAAAGGAAUCGCUACGGUAAUCGAUGAGUUCAACUGCAGUAGAAAAUGGAAGUCUAAGGAAUUCCGAGUUGAUUUCAUCGGCAAAAUUGACUCGUUCGAUUACUUUAGAAGAAAAAAGAAGUUAAACUUUCUCUCUAGUAUGGACAGACUCUACUAUAUCUACUCAAUACCAGCUGGCAAGGUUCUGGUUAUGAGUUAUGAUCUAAACUCGGAGCAUCUGAAAAAGUUUACCACACGGACAAGCUUUAAUGGUCUCAGCAUUGAGUAUGCGAUGUCACACAUGGGUACAAUUUACCUUGUAGCAAGUUACAUCAAAGGUGGCCGCAUUGUAUCUUCUCUAUUCCGGCUUGAUGAACUCGCCAGGGAUAUUGAGUUGCUGGUAUACGACAUAGUGAUUCCACGUGGGGCCUGUGCUAUGAUCAGCGUCCCUAUCAAGAUAAAGAUGGAUUGCAGUGAUGCAAACUACAACAUCACUGACAUUAGCCGUCGUGGUGACGAAUCGGGUGAUUUCGGAGGAUCGGGUGCAACUGGCAUUACCUGCGUUGAUACAGAGCCUUGUCAAACUGCUGAACGUGAAUCGAAAGACAACUUUUCAAAGCAGGUUCGAGACAAGCGCUUAUUGUCCGCCGACACUGAGACGGGCAUCUCGAAUAUGAAAACGAUUGCAAAAGCGCAUGAUAAUGAAAUUUUGGCUGCGAUCAGUGAGUACUUUAACACCAUUUACUCAAGACCAUGUUCAGAUGCAUCGGAUGGUAUCGUCUCCUUUGCAAACAAUCCCAAUGUUCCAUUCGCUGGUUUGGAUGAUAUUUUGGACUAUCCAGGAUCCUAUCAACCUAAACAGAGUAAUGUCGCUGAAACUCUGGAGGCGGCGCGACAUUUCCAUAUGACAGAGAUUGCAGAAACGUGCGAGAACUUUCUUAACGAGUUGCCUGUAACUACAGAUAACUGUGUUUGGUUGUAUGAAACCGCUCAGAGAUUUGGAAUUGAAACACGUACCCUCAAGUUAUUCCUCCAGGCUUUUGAUGCAAACAUGGUCAAUCCCGAGAAUUAUCUACCAAUUCUUGGCAUUGCAAUAGCAAAUAAUUUGGAUGGACUGGUCACGAAAGUGAUCACCUUUAUUGCUCGGGAACUCUCAUCGCUUUCAUCCCAAGAACUGUUGGAAAUCAUGACGGAAGAGAUGCUCCUAGAAAUGCUAGGAGAAAACAGGCACGGGCUCUUUACAGACAUGACCCUUGUCGAAUUCAUCGUCCAGUGGGUAGGCAAGAGUCCGGAAAACAGGCUGCCAAUGCUGCGAAAGUUGAUGAAGAAGGUUAACCUUCUCUAUUUUGAUGUUGACAGUCUUGGUGCAAUUGCCAACAUGCCAUUCAUACGAGAGGACAAAAGAGUCAAGAAAGCCAUUUCAAGAGCUGUGGAAUAUUUGUCAGUUGUCCAGCAACACCGAUUGGACGAUUAUAUAUUUCUGGCGACAAUGCCUGACAGCGACAUCGUGUUUUACUGUACCACAGAUCAUAAAGUCACGAAAACCAUGUCAGAUAUUCUCGUCAUACCUAGCCGCAAGCGAGAAACACGUGAGGUCAAUCUGAGCUGUUCAUCCGUGUUAUCUCUCGGUGACACUCUGUUCAUUUUAGGCCGACCAAAUAAAGAUGGGGAAUCUUCGUGUUACAGCUAUAAUCCCAGCCACGACGUCUGGAAGGAACUGGCUUCAUUGAAAGGAACAAGAGAUCGCUAUGCGAUGGUGUGCCUGGGAAGUGAUGUAUACGUUAUUGGCGGGUUUAAGCGCAGAAAGAUUACACGAAGAGUAGAUAUUUACCACAUGAGUAAAGACGAAUGGGAGGAAGCAAGCCCUCUCCCUUGUUACCUGAGGUCAUUUCGGGCAGCAGUCUUACAGAGUAAAAUCUAUGUCUACGCCCUCUACAAAAAGAACCGCGAUCUCGAAACAGUAUUCAUUGAGUACGACCUCGACAAUGCACGAUGGGAGCUGAGGAAACUCGAUGGCAAUUUAUGCUCUGACCUAGGAGUGAUUGGCCACAUUCUUCCUGGUGUGACUGUUCUCUACCACAUCUACAAAUUCCCACAUGGCAGCCUCCUAGCUGAGCGGUAUGAUCCCAUGUCGGAGCAAUGGACGAAAUUAGUCAUCAGGCAAGGAUUCAGUGAUUUCAGGAUCGAGUCUGGACUAACACACAUGGGUAGAAUUUACCUGGUGGCAAGUUAUACCAAGAGUGAGGCUCCUGGGAGAAAGGUUUAUUCCUUAUUUUGGUUUAAUGAAGCCACAUCUGAAAUUACGCUUCUGUUAGAGUAUCUAAGGAUAGGCAGCGGAGUUGGAGCUAUGGUACAAGUGCCACGGGUUAAAUGGCUUAAUUUGCCCUGCUCAAACGCAGACAUACACGAUAUGAUGUGAUCAUACGAUAAUCGCAAAAAUAGUUACUUUAAAUGGAACAUUUUAUUUGUCCCAGUCUCAGUGCGGGAAUUCGGACAGUGUCAGCAAAUCACUGUCCGCUAUGAUUACCGAAGCGGCUAGCAGACGACAUCAAAUGAAUUGAAAGCACAGGCAGAUUCAACCGCGAUUAUUUUCUGUUCUUUGCCACUCGAUGUGGAUUUUCUGGUUGGUAUUUCUAGGCGAUAGCUCAAACACAUCUGUAAAAGAUUUAUAUUGAUGAUGCUGUCCUAAAUAAGCAGUGAAAUCAGUGUUUGUAUAGCCUACUUCUGCAUCUCAACUGGUUCAUUUUUCAUUGACACCUGAAAUACUCUGUUUCCUCAUGUAUACGUCCGUCUUCCUAUACCGCUAAUAAUGAAUGUAAGUUAUUUGAAGAGGGAUCGUAUUUCCACAAUACCAAGAAGGGAUGUUCUUAGGUUGGAUGGUUUUGUAUGGGAUAAUUUGAAUAGAGAUAAUUUUGUGCAAGCCCUUAAUGUGCCUUUUCUGCAGGAGGAAAUUCAGGGAAUUUUGUGUGAUUCUAUGAAUGACAGUAAUUUAGCUGUGGAAAAAUUAACUACCACUUUACAGGCUGCAGCUAAAAUGACUUUAAAAAAGAAGGGAAGAAAGAAAGUGAUUAAGAAGGAUAAAUUAGGGUUUGAUAAAGAAUGUAUCUUCUUGAAGCGUGAGGUUAUUUCUUUAGGAAAGGCCCUUGGUAAAGAUCCAAGAGAUCCUAUAUUGCGUGGUCGGUUUAUGAAGAAGAAGAAAGAGUUUAAGAAAGUGGUGAAAGAGAAAAAUAGAAAGGCAAAACAUGCCUUAAUGGUUAAGUUGACUAGUAUUGCUUCAUCUGAUCCGAAAGGUUAUUGGUCUCUUAUUCGGAAGUUGAAAAAAUGCCGCAAAGAGAAUCCCAUUGAUGAUAUUUCGUCUUGGUAUGAUCAUUUCAAUGGGUUAUUGAAUAACUUAGCAAAAUCUACGAACAAGUCCUUUGAUGACAGUUUUUUAAAGAAUAUGUCAUCUAAAUUAGAUGAGAUGAUUAGGGAGGAUGGGGCACAUGAAGUUUGUAAGUUACUGGAUGGUGAGAUAACACUUGAGGAAGUGACAAGGGUUGUAAAGAAAAUGAAAGUCGGUAAAGCGGCUGGUAAUGACAUGGUUCUGAAUGAAAUGAUAAAAUCAAGUCCCCAAGCUAUUAUUGAGGCUAUUACCAAAAUUUGUAAUCUUGUGUUGAAGAGUGAAUCAUAUCCUAGCUCUUGGGGGACGGGCAUUGUUUCCCCAAUUCAUAAAGGUGGUUCCCUUACUAACGUAGAUAAUUAUAGGGGAGUGACAGUGUCAAGCUGUUUGAGUAAAGUUUUUACAGGGGUUCUAAAUGACCGGUUAAAUGUGUUCCUCUCAGAAAAUCAAAUAUUAUGUGAGAAUCAGAUUGGUUUUCGUCCCAAGUUUAGAACUGCUGAUCACAUGUUCGUGUUGUCUUCUAUUGUUCAAAGUUUUAAGCGAAAGCAUCGUCCUUUAUAUGCAUGUUUUGUAGACUUGUCAAAAGCUUAUGAUCGGAUAAAUCAUAAUUGCUUGUUUUAUAAACUUCUAAAAAGUGGAAUAAGUGGGAAAUUUGUAAGAGUGAUUAGGGAUAUUUAUGAGAAAUCUGUUUCUUGUGUUAAAGUAGAUGACAGACUCUCGGAUCUUUUCAAACAGAAUAUUGGCCUCCGCCAAGGGUGUAUUUUGAGUCCAUCAUUAUUCAACGUAUUCAUUAAUGACUUACCAGAUUACUUGAAUACUCCAGACACGGACCCAGUAAUAUUUGAAGGAAGAAUUGUUUCCAGUUUAUUGUUUGCGGAUGACCUCUUAAUUUUGUCUCAGAGUUCGAAAGGUUUACAAAGAGCUUUAGAUAAAGUGUCUGUUUUUUGCAAGCGCUGGCGGUUGGUUGUUAAUAUAUCGAAAACGAAGGCAAUAUGUUUCAAUAAAAGGUUCAAGAAGGGUCUUUCCCUUAGAAUUGGUGAUGAACAGAUUGCGUUUGUUGAAUCUGUCAAGUACCUUGGUAUUAUGUUCUCUUGUAAUGGAUAUUUUAAGAAAGCAGAGCGGACAUUAACAAUUAAAGCAAAGCAGGCAGUUUAUCAGUUGAAUAAACAUUUUAAUAUUUACCAGGGUACUCAAGUAAAGACUCUGCUCAGUUUAUUCGAUUCUCUUAUAAAACCACAACUUUUGUAUGGUUCUGAGGUAUGGGGUGCUUAUGUUUUUCGUAAGCCUACAGUUGCUCACAUUAGAAAACAGGUAUUUUGUGGACGUCUUGAUCAUGAAUUGGUGCAUGUGAAAUUUUGUAAGUCAAUCUUGGGAGUUCGGCGCCAAACGUGUAAUGCUGCCGUUCUGGCUGAGGUGGGGCGUCUUCCUUUAUCUUAUACUAUUUUUAUAUCGGUCUUAAAUUUUAUAAAUCAUAUUAUAUCUAUGAAUAAUGAGUUAGCUCAAUUAGCUAUGAGAGCAGAGUUUAAGAACUUGCAAGUUGGCAUCUCCAGUUAUUUCGACUUCCCAGCUGUUUUACUGUAGUUGAUAGGAAUUGACUUGGUAGAUUUAGAUUUAGAUUCUGUAAAUAAGUCAUUUGUGGGGAAAAUAAGGGUGAAGAUUAGGGAGUUGUUAGAGCGUGCUUUGAUGGAUGAACUUAAAAGCAAAAGUAAGCUGCAGUUGUAUUCUUCUCUGAAGGUCAACUUUGGAAGAGAACGGUAUUUAGACUCAUUGGUUAACACUCUGUUUAGAAGAGCUAUUUCUAAGGUCCGUCUUUCUGAUCAUGAUUUUGAUAUUGAGUCUGGGAGAAGAAAAAAUAUCCCGAGGGAAAGAAGGCUAUGUUCUUUGUGUAACUCAGGUGAGAUCGGGUCUGAGUAUCAUGUCAUUAUGGAAUGUGUUCAGCCUGAUCUGAAGGCAAUACGUUUUCAAGCCCUAGAAGAAUUAAAUUUAAUUAAUGGUAUAUUUCGGGAGUUUGCGAGUCAACAGAUUUUUAACUAUUGUUUACUGGGGAAUGAUACAAAUAUUUGUCAUAUCGUGGGUGCCUUUUUAUGGAAAAUUUUGAAAUUGAUAAAAUAACUUGGUUAUUUUGUUUAAUGAUGUCAUGAUUUUGUCUAGUUGUUUUAUGUCUUAUUAGUUCUUUAGUGGUUAGCUUUGUGUAAGAAUGUAUACAUCAUGUAUUAUACUUUAUAUGUCAUAUACCUAUGUAAAUAACCUUUUAUAUGGUGACAAUAAAGUUUAUUUGAAGUUUGAAGUUUAAUACAAAACACAUGUAAGUGUCCAUACAUUGGGUGGGGAAUGCAAUAGGGUUGAUGAAUGGGAAUUGUCCAUUUGCUCUGCCUCGGUCACACCAUGAAUGAAGCCCAAACACUGCAACCCAUUCAAUCAUUUAAAAUCCCAUCGACCAAUGGUAGUGGACUGCAAGUAGUGGUUGUCUCUGGUCAUAUGUCUGCGCCACGAUCUGAGCCAAUCAGUCCAAUCCACAGGGCCUAACCUUUGUAUUAGGUAUGCAAGCUAUUCAUCCCUUCGGGCCUCUUAAAUAUGGCGCCCAAAGACGUAUACGUGAGGAAACAGAGUACAUUUAUUUAUGUUAAAAUACAAUGAUGCAGGAAACAAAUUGCCAAUCUUACAUAUGAAAUUGAAAGGACGGUAUUGGUAAUAAGUGCAAGGAUAUCUUUGCAUCUGGGUCAGGUUGCUCAAAACAAGUUAUGUCGAUAACUUUGCGUUAACUCAUGCAGUUAGCACGGUGGCUAAAGGUAUCGGUUUGCCUGAGAAAUAUACGCGGCUACCUGGAAAGGAAAUGACGACUUAGUUCAUUUUGAGGGGCGUAUUCUUAUUCGAUUGUACCCCUCCAACACUGUAAUGGAGGGGCCUUGUUUCUAUUGUGUUGUAAAAGGUAAACCAAUACCUUAACCCACGGAGGUUAAGCCCAUUACACUUAACAACAAGUGAAAGUUGCACAAGGACUAACUCUUUUGAAGAAUCAGUUCAUGUUCACUUUAUUCAUAACUGACCUUGGUGUCAGUGAGGAACUUAUGUGGCUAAAACCUUUCGGGACCAUCCAGUUUAUUUCAUGUAAAUCGUUUUUACAUACAUACUUUGUAC
Messenger RNA from Lineus longissimus, 8534 nucleotides. RefSeq lists its product as uncharacterized. Lineage: Eukaryota; Metazoa; Nemertea; Pilidiophora; Heteronemertea; Lineidae. The coding region runs from base 480 to 4436 and encodes 1318 amino acids. The transcript has 5 exons. The record is from RefSeq and is a predicted model, not a curated record. Gene Ontology annotation, molecular function: protein binding.